Cryptosporidium ubiquitum is the source of this 3306-nucleotide messenger RNA. Its product is annotated as alpha beta hydrolase. Lineage: Eukaryota; Apicomplexa; Conoidasida; Eucoccidiorida; Cryptosporidiidae. The record is from RefSeq and is a predicted model, not a curated record. The coding region runs from base 1 to 3306 and encodes 1101 amino acids. Gene Ontology annotation, molecular function: dipeptidyl-peptidase activity. The transcript has a single exon.
AUGUCAAAGGCGUCAGAAUUAGAGAAAGUGGAGCAACAAGAGGAAAAUAUAUCAGAACUCAUUAACGGUAGGGGGGUUGUGAAAGGAGCAAGAAAAGAUGUAUUGGGAUAUGCACAGAAGAGCUGGGAAGAUCAAUCAUUGCAAACACCUCAGUCUGCAAUGUUUAAGGUGGGUAGGGAAAGUGAGUCGGAUGUAAUGGAUACAUAUUGUGAGAGUGGUCCCGAAACCCCUGAAGAAUGUUUAGGAAAUUCUGAAAGAGGGCUCUCCCCAAUCAGUUCAUCUGAAAAUGAAGGAUUAGAUCAGAACGUUAAAGAGUUUAAUGAAUGGAAAUUACGGGAAGAAGAAAUAGUCAUAAGGUUGGAAAAGUUGUUGAAGAAUAUACAGCUUUUUAGUAGAGCCAUCACAGUUUAUAUAAUAUACCACAUCACAGUUUUGAACCUGUACCCAUCCAUAUAUACAGUGAAUAAGGAAAUGAAUACUGACGAAAUUUUCGAAUAUUAUUAUGCCCAACAUAUCAUUCCAAAAAGCCUUCCAACUAGUAUAAUGGAUUCAUGCUUUCUAGGUUGUAUAAUCUUUAUACUAGCAUACAUGGCUUCAAGAGCUCUGAAGGUCAAUUUGAAGGACAUUAGAAGAAAUAUGGCCAAGAAAUCUCAGAGUAAGAAAAUCAGGAAGAGUCACAGGAAAAAAAUGAUGGUAUCUGGAGUAGCCGGAAGAGUAUUUGGUAUUUCUUGUUUGUUAAUUAUUUUGGUUGCACUGACACAAUACGUUGCUCAUGAAAGUUUAAACACUAAAGGAUUGUUAGUUCCCGAUAUCUGGUUUUCUCUUGCUAAGGACAAAUACAAAUAUGACGAUUAUAAAGGAUUUACAAGCUUAUUGGCACAUAUAAUAUUAUACUGGACUGGAUUAUCUGUCGACUUCUUUGGCUUUAUUACUGCAUUGAGGAUGGUUUUUACCUAUGUUCAUUUAUUGGAUGGAAUCAUUCUUAGUAUUUACUUAUGUAUGGUUGUAGGGAUUGGCUUACCUCUAAUGCAAGAAGGCCUUUUGGGGCCAAAGAAUUCAUGUAAUGCAAACGAUCACCACUGGUAUAAAUUCGACACUCAUGAGAUAACUUUCUUUAGGGAUGAAUCAGGAAAAAUCCGAACAGGGGAUUUUAGAGGUCCAACAAGCACUAACUACCCACCAUUGUUUUACAGUGAGUACAUUACAAUGGAUGAUGGUGUUAAAAUUGCCGUAGAUAUCUAUUUGCCCAGAAUUAGAUUUGGGUAUAAAACUCUACCAACCGUGGUAGAUAUUACAAGGUAUAAUAGAAGAAUGGAUGUUCAUUGGCCAUUCACCUUAUUCUCUCUUUGGGGUGAACCAAAAUCUGUUUCUAUGAAUAUUUGGUCUUGGCAGAUUACACAAACGUUCAUUCCAAAUUUUUAUGCUGUUGUUGUUGUUGAUACCAGAGGAACGGGUGCUAGCACAGGGCACAGAAUUGUGGACUUUUCAGAGAACGAAGUUGAUGACUUUAGGCAGAUAAUUGGUUGGAUAAAGAACCAACCUUGGAGUAAUGGCAAGGUAGGAGUGGGAGGAAUCAGUUAUGAUGGGAUGGCAGCGAUAAAAACUGCUGCAUCAACUACAAACGAUACAUUAGAGAACAAUUCAGAAGGAUUUAGAAGUGAUAACAAUUUGGUGGACGCAGUUUUUGCUCUUUCAUCUCCAAUGAAUGUAAUUAAAGAACUUAUUGAACCGGGAGGCCUGAUCUGUAAGCCUCUAGUAGAGGAUUAUUAUAGCAUAACUUAUUCAUUUGAACAAUAUGGAUCCCCGCUACUUCACUUCCUGAAAACAGCCACAUAUUAUCCUUUUAAAUUAGUUGUGGCCUUUUUGUUAGUAAUUGGAAAUGUUUCUCCUGUCCAGGGGUAUUCAAGUAUUAAGAAGCAGGCAUUGGAAAUGCACCAGAAGAAUUGGGAUAUGUCAAAGACAAUCAAAAAGUAUAAAUAUUUGGAUGAACAAGUAGAACUGGAUGAUGGAACUUUGAUAUUUGCUGAGAAGCUUGGAAAUACAGAAGAUAUCGCAACAAUUCUUGGAAAUAAAGGAGUCAAUGUCUAUUUAACAUCAGGAUACUGUGAUUCUGCUAAUUCCAGAGGAAUGAUUCAAUUCUAUGAUGCUUUAGUAGAGUCAGCCUCUAAGGCGUACGAGCAAUAUCUAUUAGAGGCUGGAAACAUGGCAUCUAAGGAAAAACCUAUAUAUAAGUUGGUACUUGGACCCUGGACCCACUCUGGUAGGGCAAGCUGUUCUCCAUUUGGAGAAACUACUUCUUGUUUCGAGCCAGCCUUAUAUUAUGACUUGGUAAGAUUUAUGGACUGUGCUUUAAAAGGAAUAUGCUGGGAAAAUCAGGACAAAAACAUUCAUUUCUUCCAAGUUGGAGAAGAAAAAUGGUAUACUACGGAUAAAUUCCCUCCACCAGAUACUGAAUAUCUUCAAUUUUCCUUAGAGAAACAUGGAGAAAAUGACAAAAAUUUGGUCCAGGAAUUUUCAUCAAUUCUAGGCACUAGAUUUGUUCCUCUUGUAUUCCAAACUAAAAAGAAAGAAACGAGAACGCACUUAAACACAAACCAACAUAGUAAUGGAUCUUCGAGCUACAUUCAACUCAAAGUUGGGGAUAACUAUUUCUCUGAAUAUAGAUCCAGAUGGAUGAUUGCAAUGCACCCUUUCAGAGUGACAGUGUCUUAUAAUGAAAAAGGAAAACAGUUAUGGCAUGCUGGUGAAAGACUCCAUCAAAAGAGAAAGAGCAGGCAGCAUAUAAGAUUUGCAACUUCUGCAUUUAAGUCCGAUAUUCGACUUGUAGGAAGUGUUUGGCUGCAUUUCUCAAUUCAGCUUCUUGAUGGCUAUGAUGCUCCUAUCUAUGUAUAUUUGGAGGACAUUUCCCCAGAAAAUAAAAUUAUGUAUAUAACAGAAGGAUUAGCACAAGUUGGGCAUAGACAUGUUAAUAUGACAAAAAGUGCUCUUGAAAACAUUCCACAUGGAUCAGCAAGAAAGGUUAUUAGGCCUCUAACAAAAAGCUAUUACCAACCUUUAAGGAGGAUUGGGGAUGAGUCUCAAAUGCAAAUCACUCUAGAACCCAUUACCUGGACUUUUUUUAAAGGACAUAAACUGGCAAUUUCUAUUACAGGGGCAGAUACAAAGAAUUUUAAACUACAUCAUAUUUCACAAAACAUAAAAAUAGCUAAAACUAUUAACAUUAAACUUGACAGCUCAUUCAUGGUAAAGCUUCCAGUUAACAAAGAAGACUACAAUACUUGGAUUGAGUUAAAUCCUGAAUUUUAA